AUGAUGAUAGAAGCCACAGACAUCGAUUUUCAAAAAUCCCCAACCAACCAUCCUAACGCGCCUGAAAUUUCAUCUGAUAAAUCAAAGACCCGCUCGAUUAUUGAUAUCAUCGCUGAUGAUAUCGAUUCUGAGGUUGAGAACGAUGCUAAAGAACAGCAAGGUGAUCAUGAAGAAGAAAAGGAGACGUUUUCGGAUGAGUACGGAAAGUCAACAGGCGAAAAUGAAAAACAAGAAGAUGAAGAGCAACCUAAGAAGAGAAAGCGAAGUAUUAGAACUAUUAAGAAGGAAAAGGAAAGACUGUUGUAA
Messenger RNA from Racocetra fulgida, 306 nucleotides. Lineage: Eukaryota; Fungi; Glomeromycota; Glomeromycetes; Diversisporales; Gigasporaceae. The record is from the annotation of a GenBank genome assembly.